This is a messenger RNA of Gambusia affinis (western mosquitofish), 2421 nucleotides long. Its product is annotated as suppressor of tumorigenicity 7 protein homolog. The transcript has 17 exons. The record is from RefSeq and is a predicted model, not a curated record. Bases 261 to 1814 code for a protein of 517 amino acids. Lineage: Eukaryota; Metazoa; Chordata; Actinopteri; Cyprinodontiformes; Poeciliidae.
GUGAGAGCCCCGCGGCUAUCUUGUAACUGUUAGCACUGACGUUAGCACUGUAGCUCACUUUGCAGACACGUAUACACAGAGUUUAGACACAUGUUGGAGUUACGCUGGGAGAAAUGCUAAAUCCGAAUAAGGAAUUCACCUGCUUUCCCACUCUCACGAAUUAAGCUGAUCAACUAAAACCGUAAUAAGAAGAGAACAUUUGUUGCCAUCCAAAAAACUGAGACUGCAGCAUCCUAAAAGCCAUCACUCCUGGCCCAGCCAUGUUCGGCACAGAGUCAUCAUUAAGCAUGUUUCUCAACACCUUGACUCCCAAGUUCUACGUGGCUCUGACAGGCACUUCAUCCCUCAUAUCUGGACUCAUAUUGAUCUUUGAGUGGUGGUAUUUCAGGAAAUAUGGGACUUCCUUCAUAGAGCAAGUGUCUGUGAGCCACUUGCGCCCCCUGCUGGGUGGAGUGGAUAGCAGUUCUCCCAGCAGCUCUAACACAAGCAACGGAGACGCUGACUCCAAUCGGCAAAGUGUGUCUGAAUGUAAAGUUUGGAGAAAUCCUCUAAAUUUAUUUCGUGGAGCUGAAUAUAAUCGUUAUACAUGGGUAACAGGUCGAGAGCCACUGACUUACUACGACAUGAAUCUGUCAGCACAGGACCAUCAGACCUUCUUCACAUGUGACUCAGACCACCUGCGACCAGCCGAUGCCAUCAUGCAGAAGGCGUGGAGAGAAAGAAACCCACAGGCUCGCAUCUCUGCAGCACACGAAGCACUGGAGCUAGAAGACUGUGCUACAGCAUACAUCCUCCUGGCAGAGGAGGAAGCCACCACCAUAAUGGAGGCUGAGCGGUUAUUUAAACAGGCGCUUAAAGCUGGAGAGGGCUGCUACCGCCGCAGCCAGCAGCUGCAGCACCACGGCACACAGUACGAAGCCCAGCACAGAAGAGACACCAAUGUGUUGGUGUACAUAAAGAGGCGGCUGGCCAUGUGCUCCAGAAAGCUGGGCCGAACACGAGAAGCAGUCAAGAUGAUGAGAGAUUUGUGUGUUUUCCAGUUAAUGAAGGAGUUCCCUCUCCUCAGUAUGUUCAACAUCCAUGAGAAUCUGCUGGAGUCACUACUGGAGCUCCAGAACUACGCCGAUGUCCAGGCGGUUCUGGCCAAGUAUGACGAUAUUAGCUUACCCAAAUCUGCAACAAUAUGCUACACAGCUGCCUUGCUCAAAGCCAGGGCAGUAUCGGACAAGUUCUCUCCAGAGGCAGCGUCCAGGCGGGGCCUGAGCACAGCAGAGAUGAAUGCAGUAGAAGCCAUCCACAGAGCGGUGGAGUUCAACCCUCAUGUCCCCAAAUAUCUGCUGGAGAUGAAGAGUUUAAUUCUUCCUCCAGAACACAUCCUGAAGAGAGGCGACAGCGAAGCCAUCGCCUACACCUUCUUCCACCUGCAGCAUUGGAAACGGGUGGAGGGAGCACUCAACCUGCUGCACUGUACAUGGGAGGGCACAUUCAGAAUGAUUCCAUAUCCUCUAGAGAAGGGUCACCUCUUCUACCCCUACCCCAUCUGCACAGAGACGGCCGACAGAGAGCUGCUACCCACAGUGUUUCACGAGGUGUCGGUCUACCCCAAGAAGGAGUUGCCCUUCUUCAUCCUCUUCACGGCGGGCCUCUGCUCCUUCACCGCCAUGUUGGCUCUGCUCACACACCAGUUCCCUGAACUCAUGGGAGUGUUUGCUAAGGCAUUCCUCAGCACGCUGUUUGCUCCUCUGAACUUCAUCAUGGAGAAGGUGGAGAGCAUCCUGCCGUCCAGCCUCUGGCACCAACUCACUCGCAUCUGACCCCCAACUCCCCGCUCCGUCCCGUACGACUCCAACGGAACACCACCGGAGUGCGGACCCUACCUGACCUCCAUGCAGACAAACGGCUGAGCAGAAAUCCAGAAUGCUGCGUUGGACUGGACUGACACGCCUUUGUGCCAACAUUACAGAGUUCAAACCAACUGGAAGCAGAUGAGCGGAGCAGGAGGCCCACAGAACAGCCAUAUCCAUCACCGGUUUGGACUUUCUUUGACGUCUUUGCAUUUUGGGGGCAUUUCAGUUGUUUAAAGCUGUUCUUUUUGUUGUACAAACAGACAUGAUUAAAUCCCAUCAAUAAAAAAAAGAAGGGAAAAAAUGUCAAUAAAGGACUUUUUGUGUAUCUCUGCAAGUCGGUAUCUUCAAGGUGUUUUGUCUGUGGUUUUGGUUCAGCUCUUCAAUAGAAAUCAUUUCAGAUUUUACCCGUCACAUUCUCGCCAUGAGGUCAGGGGUGCGUCACUGACCUCCUGGGAGGGAGAAAAAGAGCUGAAACCUCAAACCAGAGUGAUGUGACUCGGCUCCAAACGUGAAGAAAGGAGAGGAUGUAAAACAUCUGAACGUUUCAACACGAGGAAAUCCGGCAAAACAAACU